This is a messenger RNA of Lichtheimia ornata, 3822 nucleotides long. RefSeq lists its product as uncharacterized. Gene Ontology annotation, cellular component: TRAPPIII protein complex; phagophore assembly site; cytoplasmic vesicle. NCBI's taxonomy places the organism in Eukaryota, Fungi, Mucoromycota, Mucoromycetes, Mucorales, Lichtheimiaceae. The record is from RefSeq and is a predicted model, not a curated record. The transcript is spliced from 14 exons. Gene Ontology annotation, biological process: protein localization to phagophore assembly site; endoplasmic reticulum to Golgi vesicle-mediated transport. The coding region runs from base 1 to 3822 and encodes 1273 amino acids.
AUGUCGACUCAUACACCCCGUGAUGAACUGGCUCGUUCGUUCUCUCCAUUGGUCGCCGUCGUUGCAAGCCAGGAUGCCGAGGAAAUAUGUCAAAAGAACCACAUUCCUUCCUUUGCCGAUUUCUUGAAACCCUUUGGCAAUCUCAUCGAGGGUCGAGUCUCUCCACGCGAUUGGCAAGGAAUACCUAUUGCUGUGGACAAUUUCAGUGUACGGUUUCGGCACGUUGACAAGCUUGGAGAGCCUAACCAUCAAGCUGUGAUGGGUGUCGUGGAUGAUCAUGUACGAGCACGAAAGGCACCUGAGAUGCAUGAAAUAAGGACACAAGGGGAUGUCAAUGAUGGCUAUUUGGAUACAAGCUUAGAUGAACGAAUGCCUUGGUAUGCCGAUUUUAGAAAACUUGUCAUGUCAUUACGAGGCAUCAGUGAACACGAGACCUUUGAUCAUCCAGUCGCCGUCUUCAUCGCCAUAUCAUCCUCCAACCCUGAUCCAAUUGGCACCAUCACUCAACUCUAUAAUCCCAACAUCCCUUCCUUCACCAUCGAUCGUCCUUUUGUUGAUCCAAAUAUCCUGCGAUAUUAUGUUGUCUUGCAUGAUCCAAAUACCACGUCGGAGGAUCAAGCAAAGGCAACAUUUGAAAAGGUGCAAAAAUCGUUGGGCUUGCAUUGCCAUAUGCUUCGCGUCAAUUCCAAACCGAGAUCCAAUACAACCACCAGCCUGCUUGACGACGACGUUGUUCCCAAUGAACCCGAUGCAGAUCCAUUCAUUCGUGACCUAUGGCAAGAAUCACUCGCUGAAUCAGCCAUGAUCGAAUCACGUCUCCAAACACAUGCCAGCAACAUCACAUCGGCAGCAGCAUCCGAGUCUGGCCUAUCCACCCAUACACGAUCGAGUUCUGUAUCAUCCAACCUUAGCAGCAGCAAUAGUGGAUUACAAAGCCUGAACAAUACCCAACCACCCCCCUUUCCUUCACCCACACCUCUUGAACUCAGCAAUGUAUCUUUGGAAAGCAGCACAUCGGUGGAUCGCAUUGUUACACCUGAUAUUAUGCAAGGAGAGAAUAAUGAUGCUCCAUCAUCAUCAUCAUCCACCGUACAAUAUGGAAGAUAUCUCACAGCAGAUGAUGUGACAUCGUGCAAGGCCAUGGUGCGUGAAUUUGUGGUACAGAGUCUGAUUCCGUUCAUGGAACGUAAUAUCCAACAUUGGAACGAGCAAGUAGCUUCAGCAAGACGUGGAUUGACAGGUCGAUUAUUUGGAGCAAGUCGUCGUCUCUUUGGAUCAUCGUCAAGAACCCAUUCGUCACAAUCAUUGCAAACAAUUGCAGCUACUGGACCCAAUGUACCAGCGGGUGUGAAUCAAGUCGUGGUUUAUCCAUUUACAGCGCCCGAAGCACAAAUGCGAAAGCUUGCUGAUUUUGCAUUCAUGAUCCGAGACUACAAGUUUGCACACACCAUUUACGAUACCGUGCGUCGAGAUUAUGCUACCGACAAGGCAUUCAAAUACCAUGCUGGCACACAGGAAAUGAUUGGCAUUUGUCUAUUAAUGAUGAAUCAGCCUAUGCGUAGCAAAGUCGAUGUGGAUCGUAAUUUUGAGCUUGCCGUACAACAAUAUCUUGCCCGUUGUCGAUCCCCUUUUCAAGCAACGCGCACUACCGUUAUUUACUAUGAGCUACUCAAGAUGCAUCGUAUGUGGAAGGAAGUGCCUACAGCGUUGGUACGCAUGACAGGUGAAGAUUCAGACUUGCGAUCGGCCUUAUUCUUGGAACAAGCAGCGCAUUGUUUCCUACGUGCCCCUCGUCCCAUGGUGCGCAAAUAUGGAUUCCACGUGGUGAUGGCAGCGCACAGAUAUGGCAAGGCAUUACAACGUCAACAUGCUUUUCGAUGUUACAAACUGGCAUCCCUUAUCUUUGAGGAUCGUUUAUGGUCGGUGGCCAAGAGUCAUAUUCAAUUUGCAUUGGGACGACAAGCUUUCCAUUUGGGCUUGUUGGAAGAAGCCGCUACCUAUUUUGCGAAUGUUCUUGCGGAUGACAAGCAAACACCACAGCAACAAGCAGCUCAUAUUCGUGAAUUCAUGUUCAUUUAUCGCCAAUACACCAGCCAAGCAGGCAUUGAUCCUUUAAAGGAAUCGAUGCCCAAUUUGGGAUUGCCUGUCAUCAAUGAUCAAUGCGUUCAAGUGACUUUAUCCAAUGAACAAUCGCACACGGAGAAUCAAGAAGAGUGGAUGACCAUGGAGCGUGAAUUGGUUGAGGAAAACAUUGCCGAGGGAUUCUUUAGUGGAUCGAAAAAAGCCCUGGCAUUACAACAGCAUGAUGAUAAUCGGGUGGUGUGUGCUGUGGGAGAACCCGCCAUUGUACACAUUGAACUCCACAAUCCCUUACAAGUCCCGAUCGAGCUCAAUGAUAUCGUCCUUGGGUGUGUGCAUCGUGAAUCCAUGAAGCCAACCAAAGAAAGCCGAGAUGCCAAAGCUGAAGCAUACGAAGCCAUGAUUGAAGGCACGCCAGUACCUGAUUCGAAUGAAGUGUUUGACUUUGGAGGUGAUUUCCAUUUGCAAAAGAUAACCAAUUUGACCCUUGAGCCAUUGGAAAAGAGGCAGGUCAAUUUGGCACUUGUUCCCCGAAAAGAAGGAUCCAUCCUCAUCAAGGGCAUUCAUUACACGCUCAACAAUCUUGUACACACGUUCCGACCCAUCAUCAAAAAGGGUAAACGCCUCAACGAUACCCUUGAACAUCGCUUAUCGGUGGCCUAUGGAUUGGACCACACCCUGGAUUUGCUUGUCACGUCGCCCAUGCCAUUGCUCGACCUCGCAUUCCAUAGCGUACCUGAAAGCAUCCUUUCUGGUCAGGUCGUACAAACCGUAUUGGAGAUCAACAACAAGGGCAACAAGGGAUUAACAGCCUUACGGCUAAAGUCAAGUCAUCCCAGCUUCAUUUGCAUUGGUAAUCCCGAGGAUAUGGACAAGGAAAUCUAUGCUGGUGAGGCAUCUGGUAACGAGACAUUGACAUUUGACAAUAAGCUUUAUGAUCCGAGCGUGAUGUCUGUGCCAUUGCCAAAUGAGGAGAAUGACAAGGGCGUGGUGCAUUCUGGUAAAACAACCCUGGUACCUUUAUGGAUACGUGGCGAUCGGAUUGGAAAACAUACCUUCAAAUUUUUGUUUUCUUAUCAAUCAGAGGAAGACAAUCCAGCUAUUGCACAUCGUGUAUUGCGUUAUACGGUGAAUCUUCAAGUACUUCCAUCGCUCAAGAUCAAUGCAUUCACCCGGCCUAGUGCAGCUACACCACAAGAGUAUAUCCUUGGUAUUGAGGUGGAGAAUUUACAAGCGGCUGAAUUUCACCUUACUCAGCUCAAUGCAGCCAGUCGAGUGUGGACUGUUGUACCACUUAGUAUUCAAAUGCAGUCAAGAGAGGAUGUCAAAGCAAAAACAUAUAUUCCUAUGCGACAAACGACCUUUGCAUACUAUAAGAUUUGCAAGUUACAAGAGAGUGAGCAUGAUCCUUCCAAGUUGAACAUCACCAAGUUAUCCUUUGGUGAUGCUGAGAUACCCUUUGACACUGUACCACUCAAGACCUUUGCUUUGAAUUCACGAACAUUGUGGCGUCAGAGCAAUGUACAAGCGCAACAUUCACAUCAAAACGAGACAGAAGAACCGAGUCUUUAUAAUCUUGGAGAUUUGGAUUUGACGCUGUAUUGGGAUAUCCCCAGCAUGAAACGACAUGGACAACAUUAUAUCAUUGGUAUCAGUCUUGCCAACUUGUCAGACAAUGCUCCUCCUCCACCACCCGCUCGCCCUUCUCUCUCAUUAGCUCUUCCCAUUGACACCAAAGCAUGA